This is a messenger RNA of Mytilus trossulus (common blue mussel), 807 nucleotides long. RefSeq names its product complement C1q tumor necrosis factor-related protein 3-like. Lineage: Eukaryota; Metazoa; Mollusca; Bivalvia; Mytilida; Mytilidae. The transcript is spliced from 2 exons. Gene Ontology annotation, molecular function: protein binding. The record is from RefSeq and is a predicted model, not a curated record. Bases 1 to 807 code for a protein of 268 amino acids.
AUGGAUGAAGAUGUGGUAGAUAUAAAAACUGUUUAUAAAGAAUUGGUAGCUUUGCGGGAGACAGUUCAUGGACAAAAUGAUCGAAUAUUAGAUCUUGAGCGGACAAUAAAUAACCACAGAAAGACUAUUCGGAAAUUAACGACAGAUAAGGAAACAGAAAUAGAAAAUCGUAGAGAAAUCGAACGUCGCUUGAAAAUAAUUGAAAAUAAUUUUGUUGGAAAAUAUUCAGAUCUGAGAAGUGAUUUUGUUAAGAAUGAUGUUACUACUUCUCCCAAUGGUGCAGACAAACACGAAAAUACAAACGAUACUGAUGGAUUAACUGGUUCGAACAAGGGAAUGAUUAAAACAAAUGCAAUUUCUCGAAAAGAACGGUUACUUCUGCCUUCAAAUGAAAUUACAAACGAGCACGUAGUCGCAUUCUAUGCGUAUUUAUCUACACAAGAACUCAAUCCUAGCACUCAUCAUACCCUUAUAUACGAUGUCGCAAAGACUAAUGUUGGAAAUGGCUACAACUCAGUGACGGGAAUCUUUACCGCACCCACAGCUGGGACCUACGUGUUCACAUGGGUUACUCGCAUGUACGAAGCUGGACAUUCAACCGAAAUUUUGGUUAAUAAUGUUGUCUUUGGGACUAGUUACAUUCGAAUAGGUCAUACCAAUGAUGUGUCCGUGAGUGGAACUAUUGUUGCGCAAAUUAAUAAAGGAGAUUCCGUAUUUGUGCGCGUUCAUUCGACAUUAGCUGGUAAUGGUAAUAUUUUAAGUAACCAAUAUGGGCGUUCAUCAUUUGCAGGAUGGCUUUUACACUAA